UUCUAGUUUCUAGCAUUCUUCUGAUUUGCAUCGUGGAUCACGACUCGGUUAUUUUUCUGUUAAGUACUUCCUCGUCAGUAUAAUCUUCGACUUUAAAUUAGCCUAGGAAUACAAUCAAUUAUCUUAAUAUGAAUUAGUCUGUGUCGAUUGACGUGUUAAACACUACAUACAUCUCUUUUUAUGCUUCUUGUGGAUAAAACCAGCAUACAGAGGCCGCCUGUCCACGCUUCAUUAGACUGGGGGAUAGGCUGGGCCUACCUAUCUUCUAAAGCCUGGUUUUUAGUACUACAUACAGUACUGGUGCUAGGCUUAGUCCAUCUAUACAAAGAGUAAUCCUAGCUAAGCCUAUCUGACAACCAUUGUCAGGCAUCAUGGCGCGAUUUACUACCGAGGACGAGUAUGAGCAUUUCCUGCAUUGUGAGGUAAUUGAAAACAACUUUGCCUUUCUUUGUGAUAAUAUCAAUCCAACAGACCAUGUGGAUUUUUUACGUUCAGAGCGUAUAUUAGACCAAGAAUCUGUUGAAGACAUCAUGUCACAAACUACUACAAGGCAGAAGUGUCGAUGUUUUCUGGGCUACAUUAAAAGACGUGGAUCAUCAGCACUGCCACUUUUUAUACGAUCACUGUUACAAAAUAGAACACAAGUGUUUAUUGUUAGAAAGCUACAUGUUUCUUUGGCAAAACUCCAGGAUGAUCCACCUCAAUCAGUUUUGGAGAGAAGGCCAGAAUUCGGAGAGGAAAAUGAAGAAUUUGGAUUUAGAAUUCCAGCAGAAUUUGAUGAUAACGAGCUCCCAAUACCAGGUCAGCCGGGAGCUAUCCCUUUUCCUGAAUAGCUAUACGGUAUUAGCAACAAUGUAACGGCAACCAGUGAACUUAACCAGUCAUCACCUGAAAAAGAGAGGGUGUCAUAUAUGCUUGCCAGAUUGAUCCUCGACACAGUUCUGUUCUCUACCACUAUAGAUUUAAAAAUUGUUUUUCUUAGCUGUUGUUUUUUGUAUCUUACCAGAGUACUGUAGAUGUUAUAUAGCUAUAAUUUAAAAAUGGAUUCUCUUUAAUUUAGAUACAAUGUAGUUCAUUUCAUGCUACAGUAAACAAAAAUGGUUGCAGAAUUUUUUUUUUUUAGCAUUGACAUGUAGUGUCUAAUUGUAUACAAUCAAUAGCCACCAUAUGUGAUCCAGUAUCACGGUUGAAAGGGCAGUACCAGUACAGUACACUGCACACAACAAUACAUUUAGGUUAGGUUCACACUGGAGCCCUAAGUUUCCAGAUUGGGAGCUAACCAGUAUCACCCGUGUGAGAAAGCCCGAUCGGUUUAGCGCUAACCGUUACCAGGAUCUGCAUACGCUAACGGUUAGUGAGCGCAAUUGGUUAGCACUUUGAGCGUGUUUUUAUCAUUAGCCAAUCACACAUACAUAUUUCCAAUUUCCACUUUUCUAUUGGCCAGUGAUCCCACCAUCAUCAUCUUGAUAUCUGGAUCAGGGAUUUUCUUGUAUGAACGCAAAGGUGAGCACAUAUGUUAUUUAUCUGGAUCUUGCUAACCGUUAGCUGCCGUGUGUGAACAUAGCCUUAAAAAUAAACAUUCCAUAUUAUGGUGUGGAUUAAUAGGUACUGUAUAGCUGCUAUUUAAGAGAAAUAUAAUUGGUAUGAAUGAAUAAAUGAUGCAUGCUCAAAAUCAGUGGCUUAUCUAGGAGUUCUGAAAUGGGGAGAUGCAAAGGUCAAAUGUGGGGUCGAUGAUCAGAUGAGAAGGCACUAGCCCGCAAAAUAAGAAGAUUUGAGGUGAUUUUUAAAUACUUGAGCACAGUUUUUGCUUCAAACAUUUGCAAGGUGGGGUGGGGGGGCAGGGCAAAUAUUUUUUGGAGGUGUCCUCUCCCACACAUCCCUAGUUAUACCAUUAGGCGUAUUCGACUGGUCCUUUUCCGAGGAGCUCGGGGUGUGCUCUUUAAAAAACAGCGAGGAGUUCGAGCUGCUCUUGUGAGGAGUUUGUGCUGCUCGUGCGACCAAUCAAAUAUGACAUACGAAUACGCCUACUGUUCAAAAUCUCAUAAAAAUCAUACUUCUGUUUGUCAUCCCUGGAUAUAUGGUCAUAAAUGUGAUAGGGCGAGAUUGGCGCAGUGGGAAUGUUUUGAUUUCCUAACCUAUAGGUCUUGGUUUCAAUCUCGAGGUCUGUGCAUUUUGCUUGUGUCCUUGAGCAAGGCAUUUAUCUGCAUUGCUUCCCUCCACCCAAGAGUAUAAAUGGGUACCGGGUGGGGUGUUCUGCUCUUGCGCUGAUUACCAGCAGUAACACUUACAGCAUGUGGAUCCAAUGACCGGAGAAAAGAAGUGCACUUUAUAACCUCAAGGAUGAGGUGCAUUAUAAAUGCCUAUACCAGUACAUGUACAAAAUGAAAUUAUGUUUAAAGCUUGAACUGGUAGUUUUAAUCUUAACUAGUAAAGUGGUUUUAAUCUUAAAUUAUGAGUAUUAGUGAAUAAAAAUAUACAUUUUUAAACGUCGGUGAUGUAACGCUGAAGAGUGGAGUAAGUGCUUCAAAAAUACAGUUUUUAAUAAAGUCUAUGCUUCAAAAUC
Messenger RNA from Anneissia japonica, 2563 nucleotides. RefSeq lists its product as uncharacterized. Lineage: Eukaryota; Metazoa; Echinodermata; Crinoidea; Comatulida; Comatulidae. The coding region runs from base 372 to 833 and encodes 153 amino acids. The record is from RefSeq and is a predicted model, not a curated record. Gene Ontology annotation, biological process: canonical NF-kappaB signal transduction; apoptotic process; positive regulation of extrinsic apoptotic signaling pathway. Gene Ontology annotation, molecular function: NF-kappaB binding; transcription coactivator activity; protein kinase B binding. The transcript has 4 exons. Gene Ontology annotation, cellular component: cytosol; CBM complex.